AUGAUUCGGGCUCAAAGGAGUCUACAAUAUGUAGGUAGAAGUAUUCGUGUGAAAAAUUCGGUGACUAGAAGAAUCCUGGGUCCUCAAUCCCAAAGGAAUUUCUCUCUUUCAAGCUUGAACUGGCUCCGUGGAAACAAGACCAGGAUAACCAAAGAAAUCUCAGAAGAUGAGGUAAAGAGAUUUCAAGAAAGCAAACUUAGGCAGCAGCAGCAGCAGCAAGAUCAGAAACAGUUCUACUACCAAGAGGAGCCUUCUACCGAUGCGAAAAGGUUUCAAGAUGAUCCGGCAUCUCACAGAGCUGUGUUCGAAGUUCCACCGAAUGAGAACGGGCUUAUUACCCUGGAGGAUCCGAUCUAUGACUUGCUAUCAGAGCCAACUAUUGUCAUUGAGCGUAAGGUUGAGUUUAUGAACUUGUUCUUGGGCUUUGAACAAGCCAACAGGUACACCAUUAUGAAUUCGACGGGUGAGCAAAUCGGGUACAUGGAGGAAACAGACAUGGGGAUCUUCAAGAUACUUGGUAGACAAUUUUUCAGAUUGCACAGACCCUUCGACAUAGACGUCUUUAAUAACUUUGGAGAGAAAAUAUUGACCAUCAAGAGACCAUUUUCGUUCAUUAACUCUCACAUCAAGGCGUAUUUACCAGGGUACGAUUCUCAAGGACUGCUCAUCCACGAGAUUAUAGGAGAGUCAGUGCAGAGUUGGCAUUUGUGGAGACGUAGAUACAACUUGUUCAAGUUGGAUGAUGACGAGAGCAAUGAAUACAACCAGUACGGAGAAAUAGAUGCACCAUUCUUGUCAUUUGAUUUCCCAGUUAGGAAUGGAAAUGGGGACGUAAUUGGAUCUGUUGACAGGAACUGGGUCGGACUCGGUAGAGAAAUGUUCACCGACACUGGUGUCUAUAUUGUGAGAAUGGAUCCAGCCAGUUUUGAAGGGUUGGGAGACUUAUACCCAUCUGUUGCUGGUCCCUUGACUUUAGAUCAGAGGGCAAUAUUGUUAGGUACAGCCAUUAGUAUUGACUUUGAUUACUUCUCAAGGCAUAGUAGAGGGGGUGGAGGUCUCUUCUCCUUCGGAGGUGGAGGCUACGAGUGA
Messenger RNA from Dujonia railenensis, 1089 nucleotides. NCBI's taxonomy places the organism in Eukaryota, Fungi, Ascomycota, Pichiomycetes, Serinales, Debaryomycetaceae. The record is from the annotation of a GenBank genome assembly.